Molecule: messenger RNA, 1341 nt
Organism: Penicillium angulare
Lineage: Eukaryota; Fungi; Ascomycota; Eurotiomycetes; Eurotiales; Aspergillaceae
Product: PXA domain-containing protein
Exons: 2
Coding region: 1-1341 (446 amino acids)
Biological process (GO): early endosome to late endosome transport; protein targeting to lysosome; endosome to lysosome transport
Cellular component (GO): early endosome; late endosome; extrinsic component of endosome membrane
Molecular function (GO): phosphatidylinositol binding
Source: RefSeq, a predicted model, not a curated record
AUGACCGAUUCUCUCCGCCCCGGCCUCCAGCCGAUCUCGCAGUUGAAAGCUGGACCGACUACCUCCAGCUCCAGGUCUACAGCACUGCCUUCACAGAACCACCAGCCCUCUAAACGACCUUCUGCUUCAUUGCAGUCAGACCGAGCGUCUCACCAAGACGAGAAGAUAGAUGGAACCAGCAAAAAAGCAACAACUGCCCUCAUACGACGCGUUCUCUGCCCCCAAACAAGCAGUCACGGCGCGUCAUCUCCUCAGCCUCUGGAAGAGCUGUUACCUCCACUCACGAGCUCCAAUGACAUCGACUUUCAACUUUACGCUAUACUUGCUAUUAUAAUCAGAGAUUUUUUGUAUUCGUGGUAUUCGAAGAUCACUUCGGACCAAGCACUCGUCAAUGAGAUCAUACAAGUUGUUGCACAUUGCACCCGUGCUCUGGAACAAAGAAUCCGGGAGAUUGAUGCUAUACAACUGGUUCUAGAUGAAAUCCCAGCUUUGGUGGAAGCACACAUUAUUUCAUACAGGUUAUCCAAGCAACAGUCGUAUCUAUCCGGACUGCCGACGUCACAUCGUACACUCUAUCAUGAACUGAACCCUCAUCCUGGACUGUCACCAGUCCCCGAUUUCGAAGACCCUGAUACAAUUGCCGCCCAGUCCGAAAACGAGGCCAUAUAUCGACGGCUAUUGGCGCAUGGAGCCCUGUCGGUUUUGUUGCCCACGGAAGACCUUGAGAAUAGCAGUCUCCGAACGCUAGUUGGGGAUGUCAUCGGUGAUUUGAUACUCGGCAAAGAAAUUGGUGGCAGGGUUUGUGAAGGAGCUUUCUUAUACGAAAUCAUUACCAAGCUCACGGUGAUGCUGAAAGAUCGUAGAAAGCCCGCGGACUCGAGCACAACGAAUAAGGCUCCUCAGAACCGGUUGGAGAAGUUUGGUCUUCUGUCGGCCAACGACGAGUCUACUAAUCUACCACCAUCUAGCCAAUCACAAGUCACAGCAUGGAUAUGGCAAGUUCUCCAAGCCUUAUAUCUUGGUUACGUUGCUUUACGUUUCAUUGCGACGGGUUUAUUCCGCGUCGCAUCGAAUCCAAAGCAGGAAUCCUCGCACGGAGCCAGUGUUUCAUUUCCCACUGCAACGCCAGAGUUCCUAAAGGAGGGUGUUGCGCCGUCGCCAUCAAUCAACGUCACCAAUAAGCGCCCGAUUCUCGAAUAUCGGAUGGCUUCCAUGGCCUCGCAAUUACUUGGAUUAUCGCAAAGAAUGCCGUGGGUAUCCGGCCUCCUCGCCCUUAUCCAGCAUCUGACCCUGGCAGGCCCAGGUCAGCUUGGUGACACGGACGGGGUCCUUGACAGGUGA